AUGCCAGGCGAUAAAAAUUCCGACACGUCAGCGACAAAACGGCUGCGCCAAGUGUCGGCGCAUCUAAAUCUCCCUGCAGAUUAUGCUGACGUGCGUGAACAAAUUAAGACACUCCAAUCGAUCGCAGCAACACCAGAUCCGUCCCGUCGGGGUUACGUCCGACAAAAACAAGCUGGUAAAUUAUGGGUACGCGAACGGCUUGAGCAGCUUCUAGACGCGGAUAGUUUCGAGGAAAUCGGAUCACUGUCUGGAACGGUAGAAUGGAAGAAAACGGGGCCAAUGAGGGAGAAAGCAGUUUCUUUUGUCCCUAGUAAUAAUGUCCAGGGCAUGGGGAAACUUCGCGGUCGACGUGUGCUGUUGACAGCGGACGAUUUCUCUUUACGCAGUGGGCACGCAGACGGCGCAUCGGCAGGGAAGACCAUCUACCUAGAGAAACUGGCGGUAACGCUCAAGUUGCCCGUGGUUAAACUGGUCGAUGGCAGUUCUGGUGGAGGUAGUGUCACGACGAUUCGAACGGAAGGCUGGAGCUAUCUUCCCUACGUGCCGAUGUUUCACCAUGUCAUCCAGCAAUUGAAUGAUGGCAUUCCGAACGUCGGUGCGAUUCUGGGGCCUGCGAUCGGACUUGGAGCUGCCCGUGUCACUUCGUGCCAUUUUUCUGUAAUGGCCGCUGAUGUGGGCGCCCUAUUCAACGCCGGUCCAGAGGUAGUAAAGGGCGCUACCUUCGAAGACGGUCUAGGUUUUCAAGACUUGGGCGGACCUGCGAUUCACUGCACCAACGGAACCAUUGACAACAUGGCUGCCAAUGAAGCUGAAUGUUUCGAGCAGCUUCGAACAGUGCUCAGCUAUCUCCCUAACUGUGGUCGAUACAAUGCACCACCGGUACUUCCCUGCAAUGACCCAGAGGAUCGGGAAGAUGAAUCCCUCCGUCGAAUUAUUCCCCGCAAGCAAACCCGAAUGUACAACCCCUGGUCGAUCAUCAAAAGCGUUGUCGACCACGACUCGUUCUUCGAAAUUGGGCCUCUCUGGGGGCGCACUGCUAUAUCAGGAUUGGCUCGUCUAGGCGGGCGUCCUGUGGGAAUUAUAUCGCUAAACUGCGAAGUUAACAGCGGCGCCCUAGACGCGGCAGGAAGUCAGAAGCUUGCUCGCCUAUUGAAGUUGUGCGACGUGAUGAACCUUCCGGUUUUGCAAUUCGUCGACGUCCCCGGGUACGCCAUCGGAACAGUAGCCGAACGAACCGCAACAAUGCGCUGGGGCGUCGAACUAGCAAAGGCGUAUUUCAGUACUACAAUCCCUAUCUUCAGUGUGAUCACCAGGCGCGCAUACGGUGUCGCCGGAGGCGUCAUGCUAGGCGCACGAGAUCCCCAUAUCCAAGUCGCGUGGCCGUCCGGACAAUGGGGGUCUCUCCCUCUAGAAGGCGGUAUUGAGGUCGGACACCGUCAUGAACUGCGCGAGGCAGAAAAGCAGGGCAGGAAGGAAGAGAGAUACCAGGAGUUAGAAGAGGAGUACCGCCGGUUGAUGAACCCUGUUCGGACGGCGAAUGCCUUUGGUGUUGAGGAGAUUAUUGAUCCGAAGGAUACACGGAGCGUGGUUUGUGGGUGGGCGAGACAUGUUUAUAAGACGUUGGUGCCGAUUAGACUUACCGACCGGGCGGCUGGGAGGAUUCAUCCUACAUUUAGCUGA
This is a messenger RNA of Aspergillus puulaauensis, 1680 nucleotides long. RefSeq names its product acyl-CoA carboxylase subunit beta. Gene Ontology annotation, molecular function: propionyl-CoA carboxylase activity. Bases 1 to 1680 code for a protein of 559 amino acids. NCBI's taxonomy places the organism in Eukaryota, Fungi, Ascomycota, Eurotiomycetes, Eurotiales, Aspergillaceae. The transcript has 3 exons. The record is from RefSeq and is a predicted model, not a curated record.